AUGGUGUUCUUUGAUGAUAACGAUGAUAAUGAUAAUGAUGAUGAUGAUAAUAAUGACGAUGAUGAUGAUGAUGAUGAUGAUGACGACGAUGAUGAUGAUGAUGAUGAUGGUAGUGAUGAUAAUGAUAAUGAUGAUGAUGAUGAUGAUGGUGAUAAUGAUGAUGAUGAAGCAAAAGGAUAUAAAUUAUUGUUGAUAUUUCGUGGAUGA
Molecule: messenger RNA, 207 nt
Organism: Loa loa (African eye worm)
Lineage: Eukaryota; Metazoa; Nematoda; Chromadorea; Rhabditida; Onchocercidae
Exons: 1
Coding region: 1-207 (68 amino acids)
Source: RefSeq, a predicted model, not a curated record